Messenger RNA from Racocetra fulgida, 1791 nucleotides. Lineage: Eukaryota; Fungi; Glomeromycota; Glomeromycetes; Diversisporales; Gigasporaceae. The record is from the annotation of a GenBank genome assembly.
AUGAUCACGCAGUAUUGUAAUUCCAUUAAAGAUAAUCCAAACGCGCCAAUCUUUGGGCAUUUAUUGGCUCUAAAAGAAAAUGGACAAUCGGAUGUUGUUAGACAUUUUGGACUGCAACUUUUAGAAAAUGCAAUAAGAUAUAAAUGGAUCGAUGGAAUUUAUGGUGGUUCUGAGCGGGAACAAAUUAAACAAGCAAUAAUCAACUUAGUUCAAAAUGGAACUCAUGACAUUUUAAUUGAAAAGCAAUUUAUCAAGGAGAAAGUCGCGAAAUUGUUUGCUGAUGUAGCUAGACGUGAAUGGCCAACACGUUGGACAGACAUGAAUAGCCUUUUGCGGGGUCUCUAUAUAUCUAGUGAAUCUGAUUUACGAGAUUCUUUGACUUGUAUAAUUACAAGCUACAGUAUCUUGAGAGAGAAAUAUCCUGAUGGUGUGAAAAAAGAUAGUACAAACUCGCGUAAAGACGAAGUGAUAAUAAUGCAAGGUGAACCAGAUAAAGAUGAUGCCGAUAAUAAAACUACACAUUACAUUGAUAUGGAUUUUGAUUCAAGCAAUGAAUAUAAUACUUUUGCUCUGGCUUUUCGCACGAGACUUGUUGAAACAAUAAAGUUAAUUACUCAGAUGCGGCCAAUAGAAACUUUCACUUGGAUAGUGAAUAGAAUCCAAAAUACGUUAAAUAUAAAUCUAGAAGAAAAGGAUUUAGAUGAUAUAACACAUUUAUUUGUCCUUUUAGUUGAUGGUGUCUGUAAAGUAGACUCCUCAGCUUAUAUUAUAUUUGAUGCGGAAUUGACAUUGAUGGAUUCUAUAGUUACUGGGGUCGGAAAAUUGAUCAAAUCUAAUGAAGACCAUGACUUUGCUAUAUUUCGUCCUCCCGGUUUUAUUAUUUCACCUGCAUCCACUUUUCCGCAAUCCGUUUAUCGAUUACGAUGUGGAGCUGCUGCAGUAUUGAUAAAGUUUGGCACAUUGAUGCCCGAUCUUUUAAUGGCACUCUUUGAUCCAAUAGUGUUACCAAUAAUGAAUGAAUGGCAUUCUCCUAAUAUAACUCGUUUUAUUACUUCAAUAACACAAUUUCGUGAUGCUUCUGGCCUAAAUUUUUUGUCUUCAAUUAGCACCUACAAAUCAGAUUCAGAAUUUUCAAAAGAACUUCAUGAAACUAUAGCAUUACUAUCAUCUCUAAUUCAAACUGUUACAUAUAAAUGCGUACUUAAUUAUCCUCGUUUUCAAUCUUUUAAAGCUGGCAUUAUUGGUAGACACAGUGAUAAUUUUCCUUGUAAAGUCACCGGAGAGUAUCCAGAAGAAUUACAGAAAAUGUUGAGAUUGAGCAAAGAGGAUAAAGCAAGCAUUGUGGUUCAAUUAUUACAAGAUACUACUAAUGAUAUAUCAGACGAAAUAGUGAAUGAACAGGUGUUAAGGGAUUUGACCAGGGCUUUUGUUGAUAUAUUUGACCAAAUAUUCCCGCCAGUGUCUAAAAAACAAGCAAUUGAAUUUGUUGGAACUUCUUUAUUGACUGCUGCAUUGCAGGUAACAAAUGUUAAAUCUUGGCAACCUCCCGAAGUGUACCACUUUGGGAUUGAGUAUGAGCUUAAAGUCAGUGUGAAAUUUGAAACGUCCUUAAGUCAAGCAUCUGAAAGCAAAGCUCGUAAAAAAAAAGUUAAAGAGUUCCUUGAAGGAAUAACAGGGGAAUGGUUCAAAAUACCUGAUACAGCACCUAUGAGUUCAACCCGUAGAAAAAUUUCUGGUGUUUAUUCAAAGCCUGAAAUUGGAGUUUUGGAUGUAGUUGAGGAUCCUUACGAU